Lactuca sativa (garden lettuce) is the source of this 408-nucleotide messenger RNA. RefSeq names its product umecyanin. Gene Ontology annotation, molecular function: electron transfer activity. Gene Ontology annotation, cellular component: plasma membrane. NCBI's taxonomy places the organism in Eukaryota, Viridiplantae, Streptophyta, Magnoliopsida, Asterales, Asteraceae. The record is from RefSeq and is a predicted model, not a curated record.
AUGAGGAAGGUAAAGUCAAGUUUGGCUGUGCUUAUGGCAUGCAUGGUGGUUGCAUCCAUGGAUUUCCAUGGCUCAACAGCAAAAGAGUUCAUGGUGGGUGGUCCAUUCGGUUGGGGUGUGCCACAAAAUCACAAAUUCUAUGAUAUGUGGUCAAAUCAUCAUACCUUCAAACCUCAUGACGUGCUCAUCUUUAACUUCACCGGCGAACUUUCUAACAACGGCGUCGCAGAAGUGACAAGGGAUGCAUAUCUCAAAUGUGAUGCUGAGAACCCAAUCUCACACCAGACCACCAGCCUCACUAGAUUUAACCUUAAGAACACGAGCACGAACAAUCAUUAUUACAUCUGCACCAUACACCAAAAUUGCAAGUUAGGGCAGAAAUUAGCGAUUAUGGUUUCCUUCCGUUGA